This is a messenger RNA of Pyrus x bretschneideri (Chinese white pear), 1653 nucleotides long. Its product is annotated as thaumatin-like protein 1b. The record is from RefSeq and is a predicted model, not a curated record. Gene Ontology annotation, cellular component: extracellular region. Lineage: Eukaryota; Viridiplantae; Streptophyta; Magnoliopsida; Rosales; Rosaceae. The transcript has 3 exons. Bases 336 to 1160 code for a protein of 274 amino acids. Gene Ontology annotation, biological process: defense response.
GUAUAAAUCAAUAAUGCUAAAGUGCAGGUGUCUCAAAUAAUUUCCUCAACUAUUUCUUGGCGUUCCAUAGACUCUACUUGAGACACCAUCGGCUUGGCUUGACGUUCCGUUCCAUAUUCAUACAAUCUCUCCCAACAAGGGCAUUGGAGACAGUUGACUGCUGCUGGUGCGAUGGAAAAAGGUCGAGUAAAACUUGACCGGUAAAAUUUGGCGCCAACACGGAUGCCGCUUCCCCACACUGGUUUAACCCAAAAACUACAAAAAGCGAAAGAAAAAUCCUUCUAAGCUUCUAGUCUUCUCUCAAGAAAAGUAAGCUUCUUUGGCAUUCUUCUUCAAUGGAUGGUCCUCAACUCUCUGCCUCUCUCCUCACACUUCUUGCACUCUCUUUCUUCUCAGAAGUGAACUCAGCUUCUUUCAAGCUAGUCAACAAGUGCCGCUACCAAGUAUGGCCCGGAAUACUUUCCGGCGCCAAUUCGGCGCCUCUCUCCCCCACUGGCUUCGCGCUCAAGCCCGGCAAGUCCCGGACCCUCUCCGUACCCAACUCUUGGUCGGGGCGGAUCUGGGCUCGGACUCUGUGCACCGAAUACUCGCCCGGUAACUUCUCCUGCGUCACAGCCGACUGCGGCUCGGGAAAAAUUGAGUGUGCCGGAGGCGGCGCUAAACCGCCAGCUACGUUGGCCGAGUUCACGCUCAACGGCGCCGACGGGUUGGAUUUUUAUGACGUCAGCUUGGUGGACGGGUACAACCUGCCGAUGCUGGUGGUGCCGCGUGGAGGAACAAGACGGGGGUGCAGCCCGACUGGGUGCCUUGUUGACUUGAACCGCAAGUGCCCCAGGGCGCUGAGGGUGCGUGAGGGAGGAUGGGGGAGCGUGGCGUGUAGGAGCGCGUGCGAGGCGUUUGGGGAUCCACAGUUUUGUUGUAGCGAGGGGUACGCUACGCCCGACACGUGUCAACCGUCGGCGUACUCGCUGUUUUUCAAGCAUACUUGCCCACGCUCGUAUAGCUACGCGUAUGACGACAAGACUAGCACUUACACGUGCGCCUCCGCCGACUACGUCAUCAUAUUCUGCCCCUUGCCUUAUACGAGUCUAAAGGUGUUGGGAGCUCGAAAAGAUGGGGCAGCGCUACCACUGGUUAACAAGACCAUGAUGUACUUCUAAGGAGCCACCAUGCAAGUGGUGCUUCCACAGGUCUGGUCUGGAUGCCUCUAAUCGUUCAUUCUGCCUCUACUGCAUGUGCAGCAGCACACAUUUGGUCUUUCCAGUUUCGGUCUCUAUUUAUGUGCUUUAUGACUAUCCUUGUUUCUCACAUUUCCAGGAAGGUAGUAUUACAAAUCCCGGGUGAAGAGCAGGUGCCACGGUCGAUAACUAGCUUUACGCCUGACCUUCCUCGUUGCAGUUGCCAUUAGUUCACUGGUAAGGAUAGUGGAAAAAAUUCCACCGUUCCAAGAAAUCUUGUAUGAACUCCUAUAUACAUAGGACUGUUCGAAUUUUGUGUAGUUGAUCACUCCUAUGAAGUCGUAUGUACGUAGGACUGUUCGAAUUUUGCCUCUGAUAACUUGUUACUUCAAAAGAUGAGUGUAAUAUUAGAAGAAAGAAACUCCAAAUUUCUUAAAUUGAAAAACUGCAAGUUCCAGUGAAGUAAAAUUAUACA